AUGGCGAAGAAUCUGCAAGGCCUCACGGCUAUCAUCACCGGCGGCUCGCGGGGCAUUGGAGCCGGAAUUGCGCUCGAGCUCGCCUCGCGGGGUGCCAACAUCCUCAUCACGUACCAUAGUGCCUCGUCACAGGCUGAGGAACUCGUCGCCAAGAUCCAGGCCUUGGGAUGUGAAGCACUCGCAGUACAGGCGGCCGGGAGCGACAAGGACGCACCAGGGCGGAUCGUCAAGGCCGCCGGCGAUAAGUGGUCCCACAUCGACAUCAUAGUCAACAAUGCCGGUGCCGGCGACAACUGCCUGCUCAAAGAUCUCACAUACAACUUGUGGGACAAGAUACUCAACACGAAUCUCCGUAUGGCCACAUUCCUAGUUAAGGAGGCCCUGCCGUAUCUGGGUAAGGCACCACGCAUCGUCAACAUCUCCUCGGUCAUAGCGCGCAUGGGCGGCGGGUGGGCGACGCCGUACUGCGCCUCCAAGGCGGCUCUUGAGGGCGUAACCAAGGUAUGGGCAGCGGAACUGGGCCACGAUUACAAUGCGACGGUGAACUGUGUCAAUCCGGGACCAGUGGGCACGGACAUGUGGUUGCGGGACACCGGGGCUGAGGUGCAGGCUGAGUUCGAUGCAAAGAUGAAGGAGACUCCAGCGGCGCCGAGGAUCGGGACUGUUGAUGAUGUUGCACAGAUUGUGGCAUUUCUGUGCAGUGAGGAGAGUCGUUGGAGUACAGGAAGUACGGUUAACGCAAAUGGCGGAUUGUGCUUCGUAUAG
This is a messenger RNA of Ilyonectria robusta, 765 nucleotides long. RefSeq names its product putative gluconate 5-dehydrogenase. Gene Ontology annotation, molecular function: oxidoreductase activity, acting on the CH-OH group of donors, NAD or NADP as acceptor. The transcript has a single exon. Bases 1 to 765 code for a protein of 254 amino acids. The record is from RefSeq and is a predicted model, not a curated record. Lineage: Eukaryota; Fungi; Ascomycota; Sordariomycetes; Hypocreales; Nectriaceae.